This is a messenger RNA of Chaetura pelagica (chimney swift), 549 nucleotides long. Its product is annotated as vacuolar protein sorting-associated protein 29-like. Bases 1 to 549 code for a protein of 182 amino acids. NCBI's taxonomy places the organism in Eukaryota, Metazoa, Chordata, Aves, Apodiformes, Apodidae. The transcript is spliced from 4 exons. The record is from RefSeq and is a predicted model, not a curated record. Gene Ontology annotation, biological process: retrograde transport, endosome to Golgi; intracellular protein transport. Gene Ontology annotation, cellular component: retromer complex; endosome.
AUGGUCGAGUUGGUGCUGGUGCUGGGGGACCUGCACGUCCCGCAGCGCUGCGCGGGGCUGCCGGGGAGGUUCCAGGAGCUGCUGGUUCCGGGAAAGAUUCAGCACAUCUUGUGCACAGGAAACCUCUGCAGCAAGGAGAGCUACGACUACCUGAGGACUCUGGGUGGGGAUAUCCACGUUAGGGGGGACUCUGAGAGCCUGAAUUAUCCUGAAGAGAAGGUUGUAACUGUUGGGCCGUUCAAAAUUGGGCUAAUUCAUGGCCAUCAAGUUAUUCCCUGGGGUGAUGUGGCCAGCCUGGCACUGCUGCAGAGGCAGCGGGAUGUGGACAUCCUCAUCUCAGGACACACGCACAGAUUUGAAGCAUUUGAACAUGCAAAUAAAUUCUACAUCAACCCAGGAUCAGCUACAGGAGCCUACAGUGCUUUGGAAAUGAACAUCAUCCCUUCAUUUGUCCUGAUGAAUAUCCAGGCUUCCAUAGUUGUGGCUUAUGUCUACCAGCUGAUUGAGGAUGAUGUGAAAGUAGAAAGAAUCGAGUUUCAGAAGCACUGA